AUGACCAUCCUCGACAUCGACAGGGAUCUGGCAGCGAGCUUCCGGCAACAGGCCAUUGCAACACCUGAUGCAAUUGCCCUGGAAGACAAGUCGCACACCUACACUUAUGCCGAGCUGGACGAGGUCACGUCAAAGCUCGCCAGCUCGUUACGGAAUCAUGGAGUUGGCCGAGAUGACCCAGUCGGCGUCCUGAUGGGGAGGAGUGCCGACUAUGUCAUCGCAUGCCUGGCAGCUCUCCGAGCGGGCGGGGCGUUUCUCGUCCUAGAGCUCGCCUACCCUCCGGCGAUGCUCUCGGGUGUCAUAGACGACGCCCGGCCCAGAGUCAUUGUGACAAAACGAGAACAUGUCGGCAGAAUUGAAGCUGAUGUCCCAUUGAUCGUCAUGGACGAGCAGGGAGUCGGCAGCAAUGAGUCGAACUCCAGCAGCAACAACUCCAUAGACGAGAACGAUCUCGAGAAAUUAGCCUUCAUAUCCUACUCGUCAGGCACUACGGGAAAACCCAAGGGCAUCGCAAAUCCACACAGAGGUGCUGUCCGGUCGUAUGAUUUGAGAUUCAAACUCAGCGACCUGAAGCAGGGCGAUCGAGUUGCUUGCAACGUCUUCUUCGUCUGGGAGAUACUACGCCCUCUGCUUCGGGGAGCCACCACUUUCUGCAUACCGGACGAGGCGAGUUAUGAUCCUGUCGCCUUGGUGGACUUGCUCUCUUCGAAAAACAUCACCGAGACCUUGAUGACUCCAACCUUGCUUGCAACUGUUCUGUCUCGACAUGCGAGGCUGGGAGAACGGUUGCCUGACCUGAAGACUCUCUGGUUAAAUGGCGAGGUCGUUACCACUGACCUGAUACUCCGGGCCAUGAAAGCUCUUCCUAAUACGCGCCUGCUGAAUUGCUACAGCGCAAGUGAGACGCAUGAGAUCGCCUGUGGCGACAUCAAGGAGAUGUUGAACGCUGAGCAGCCGUAUUGCCCCGUCGGACCGCCUCUAGACCCAAAGCACACCUACGUCUUGGACGAGAACAAGAACCCGGUCAACGUUGGGGUUUCUGGAGAAUUGUUCAUUGGAGGCGGUCUGCUGGCCCGUGGAUAUCUGAAUUUACCCGAGACAACGGCGAAGGCCUUCCUGCCAGACCCGUUCGAUGAUACCCCCGGAGCUCGCAUGUACGCAACCGGCGAUAUGGCCAAGAUUCUUCCUUCUGGCCUUAUGGAGAUCACCGGUCGUGUCGGUGCCAUGAUCAAGCUCCGUGGCUACAGCGUGGUUCCUGGCACCGUCGAGAACGCCAUUGUGAAGAACCUGGCCGUGAAGCAGUGUGCCGUUGUGCCUCGAGGCGACGGAGUGGAACGUCAACUGGUCGCCUAUAUUGUGCACGAUAAGGAGGCAAAUGACGACCGAGAUCAUGUGUCGAUCGACGAGGCCGGCUACUGCCCCAAGGGCCGCCGAGCGCUUGCUGAGCACCUGGCACAUUAUAUGAUACCGGCUCUUUGGGUGGAGCUUGAUGUGCUUCCGACACACGAAGUAUCUGGCAAGGUGGACCUUAAGAGCCUGCCGCCGCCCCCAGAGCCAGGCGCCCCUUCGCCACAAGUCAAGGCCAAAGCCGAAACCAACACGAAGAUCAGGGCCGAACAGAUCGCGGAGCUGUGGGCUGCCUGCUUGAACAUACCGCCGAGCGCUAUCACCAAGGAGCACAGCUUCUUCGAUCUUGGUGGCCACUCCCUCACCCUCGCAGAUCUCUCCAACCGCCUGACUAAAACGUUCGGUUUUCGUGUGCCCCUUGGAUCCCUGGCCGGCGACCCAACCAUUAAGGGUCAUGUUGAGGCCGUUACCGCAGCUCGCGACGGCCACACAGCAGCUGUUCAGGCUGAUCUGCCCGCGGUCUUGCGCGCUGAUUCUGUUCUGGCUGCUGACAUCCAGCCCAAGAAUGCAAGAACACUCCCUCUCAGCCAGGCAAAGACUGUUCUGUUGACAGGCGUGACUGGCUUCCUGGGUGCUUUCCUGUUGAGCUCACUCAUCGAAAGCACCGAGGCAGACAUUGUCUGUAUCGUGCGUUUCAAUGACCCUAUCGACGACCAGACCUCUGCCGGGAUGGCACGGCUGCGGAAGAACCUCACAGAGUUAGGCCUGUGGGACGACUCUAUUAUCGACCGCGUUGAGAUCCUCCCGGCCAACCUGUCCAGGAAACGCUUGGGACUGGCACCUGACCAGUUUGAGGAACUGGCUUCCCGUAUUGAUGUUGUGAUCCACGCAGCGGCAACUGUAAACCUCGUGUACCCGUAUGCCGCAUUGCGUGCGCCGAAUGUGGGCGGCACCCGCGAGAUAUUACGUCUGGCCUGUCUCGCUGGAGCACCUGUUCAUCACGUCUCGACCAAUGGUGUCUUGCCGCCUUCCCGAGAGGGCUGGUCGGAAGAUACUAUCAUCGACGUUGACGAGGUCCCAGUGCGCUUGCACGAUGGCUACAGCCAAACCAAGUGGGUUGCAGAGCAGCUGGUCAUCGAAGCCAACCGCAGAGGUCUGCCCACUCGAAUCUACCGUCCAGGGACCAUCAGCGGCCACAGCAAGUCCGGCGCUACCAAUGCGUGGGAUCUCUUGACAGCCAUGAUUGUUGAGUCUAUGCAGAUUGGGUAUGCUCCAGACAUUGAGGACUGGCUCGUGGAGAUGACUCCUGUAGACUUCGUAAGCAAGGCCAUCACGACGCUGGCGGAUCACCAAGACAUGACGCAGCGCAUCUUCCACCUGGGAGAUCCCGCGCCUAUCUGUGCCAAUGACGUAUUUAGCUAUCUCGACCAAUUAGGCUUCGGCACGGAGAAGCUUGCCUUUGAAAAGUGGGCUGCGCUGUGGAAGCAGAAGAGGGGCUCCGGGCGCUGGGGCGAGGGAUCUUUCACGGUCGACAUCCUGCGCUCUGGCAUGCCCACCGCCGAUUACGUCCGGGAGGUCACAGUUCUGAACGAUUCCAAGACCAGGCCUAUCCUGGAAGACGUGUUUGGCGUCCAGCGGCCCAAGAUCGACGACAAACUACUUCGGACGUACACGAGACACUUCUACGCCCGCGGCUGGCUUCCCCGUCCCCCUCGCAAGGCAGACAAGAUGGCCACACAAGUCAAACCCCGCGGACCCCUAGCCGGCAAGGUCGCCGUCAUCACGGGUGCGUCUUCUGGUAUCGGCGCCGCAGUGGCUACUGCAUUGGCCGCAGAGGGUGCAGACGUUGCCAUCGCAGCAAGGCGGGUGCAGGCUCUGGACUCUCUCAAGUCCAAGAUCACCUCAACAUCAGGCGUGAAGGUCCUGGCCCAGGCAACGGACGUCACAGACCGAAGUCAAGUCGAGGCUCUCAUCAGGACCACCGAGGAGGCGCUUGGUCCCGUCGACAUACUGGUAGCAUGUGCGGGUGUCAUGUACUUCACCCUCAUGAAGAACGUUCAUGUCGACGAGUGGGAGCGCACAGUCGACGUGAACUGCAAGGGCCUCCUCCACAGCCUCUCGUCCACGGUCCCGUCGAUGCUGGCCCGCGGCAAGGGUCACAUUGUCGCCAUCAGCUCGGACGCAGGACGCAAGGUCUUCCCCGGCCUGGGGAUAUACUCUGCGUCCAAGUUCUUCGUCGAGGGCACGCUGCAGGCACUGCGUGUCGAGACCGCCGGCACAGGGCUGAGGGUCACCAGCGUCCAGCCGGGCAAUGUCGCCACGGAGCUGCUGAGCAUGUCGACGGACCAGGAAGCCGUCAAGAAGUAUGGCGAGCCGUCUGGGGCCAAGGUGCUGGAUGCCGAGGACGUCGCCGGGGCCAUCGUGUAUGCUGUCACGAGGCCGGAGCAUGUGGCUGUCAAUGAGGUGUUGAUCGAGCCGAGGGAUGAGCCGAUCUAAUGACGGGAUGAGAGACGAGGUAUAUGCAGACAAGACCAAAACAAAACAAGGGCAGGAUUAGAGACAUUAGAUUGCAGAUAUGCAGCAGUGCAUGGCACACGUGAAUACAUUGGUAUUAUUCUCUCUCUCUCCU
Messenger RNA from Cryphonectria parasitica EP155, 3976 nucleotides. RefSeq lists its product as uncharacterized. The record is from RefSeq and is a predicted model, not a curated record. Gene Ontology annotation, molecular function: phosphopantetheine binding. Lineage: Eukaryota; Fungi; Ascomycota; Sordariomycetes; Diaporthales; Cryphonectriaceae. Bases 1 to 3843 code for a protein of 1280 amino acids. The transcript has 2 exons.